AUGGCAACGGUCAGUCAAAGAGUAUUCGCAGAGGCCGAGAAGCUCGCUACUAUCGAUAUUGGGGACUCCCUGCCAUCCGUUACUCUCAAGAAUGAGAAAGGCGAAGAUGUCGACGUAUCCACGUUGGUUGCUGAAAAGGGAGUCGUCUUGUUCCUUGUUCCCAAAGCCGAUACUCCCGGAUGUACCAACCAGGCUUGCGGGUUCCGCGAUAUUUACCCGGACUUCGCCUCACACAACUUCGAUGUAUAUUGCUUGAGUGCAGAUAGUCCAGCGGCCCAGACGAAAUGGCAGGCGAAGAAGAAUCUACCUUACGCUUUGCUCUCUGACCCAAAGCGAGCGCUCAUUACUGCCUUGAAAGCCAAUGAAGGCGGGAAGACCAAGCGCAGCCACUUCAUUUUCGAGAAGGGAGGAAAGUUGGUCGACAAGAAGAUUCCGGUCAAGCCCGCUGAUAGUCCUAAAUUGGCUCUGGAAUUCGUCGAAAAGUUGAAUGCUGCGUAG
Laetiporus sulphureus 93-53 is the source of this 498-nucleotide messenger RNA. Its product is annotated as peroxiredoxin Q. Lineage: Eukaryota; Fungi; Basidiomycota; Agaricomycetes; Polyporales; Laetiporaceae. Gene Ontology annotation, molecular function: thioredoxin peroxidase activity. Gene Ontology annotation, biological process: cellular response to oxidative stress; cell redox homeostasis. Bases 1 to 498 code for a protein of 165 amino acids. The record is from RefSeq and is a predicted model, not a curated record. The transcript is spliced from 4 exons. Gene Ontology annotation, cellular component: cytoplasm.